CAUGUAUGUAGAGAAAGUAGUCUUUGAAAGCUUACAAGUUCUCAAGUACUGGCUUCCAUGGCAGCUUCAAGUUCAUCAACCCUCAAGGCAUUGAAACACCCAUCACUCUUCAGAUGUUCAAAGCAAAUCCGGGAGCAAAAGGCGCGGCUUUAUAUCAUAUGGAGGUGUACUAAGUUUCUUAUUUGCUCGCAUGAUUAACCGUUGGCUUUAGAAAGAUGUAAAUUUUAGAUGGUAGCAACUUUUAUAGAGAAACAAGUGUUGUGUAAGGUGCUUUAUUCAUAAUGAAUACAAAAGAUAUGCAUAUAUAUACAAACUGCACGGCUUUAUAUCA
Cynara cardunculus var. scolymus (artichoke) is the source of this 331-nucleotide messenger RNA. RefSeq lists its product as uncharacterized. The transcript has a single exon. Lineage: Eukaryota; Viridiplantae; Streptophyta; Magnoliopsida; Asterales; Asteraceae. Gene Ontology annotation, biological process: negative regulation of cell population proliferation. The record is from RefSeq and is a predicted model, not a curated record. Bases 58 to 198 code for a protein of 46 amino acids.